AUGGUGAUACGAAAAUGUGGUAUAGCGUUCCAGAAACAGUCACCUGAUCACCACCAGAUCAGUCAGUACACAGUCGGCUCCACAGCCAUCACUUCAGUCAGUCCUGAUCACGUCGGGAUCAGUCAGUACACAGUCGGCUCCACAGCCAUCGCUUCAGUCAGUCCUGAUCACAUCCGGAUCAGUCAGUACACAGUCGGCUCCACAGCCAUCACUUCAGUCAGUCCUGAUCACGUCGGGAUCAGUCAGUACACAGUCGGCUCCACAGCCAUCGCUUCAGUCAGUCCUGAUCACGUCGGGAUCAGUCAGUACACAGUCGGCUCCACAGCCAUCGUUUCAGUCAGUCCUGAUCACGUCGGGAUCAGUCAGUACACAGUCGGCUCCACAGCCAUCGCUUCAGUCAGUCCUGAUCACGUCGGGAUCAGUCAGUACACAGUCGGCUCCACAGCCAUCGCUUCAGUCAGUCCUGAUCACAUCCGGAUCAGUCAGUACACAGUCGGCUGGCUUGGUCUCCAACCAGCCAUCCAUUCAGUCAGUUCUCUACACGGCUACCCUGCCAUCGAACUAUCCAGUUCCAUCGAUCCUCCUUCAGUAUGGCACCGGUCCCGAUCGCCUUCAGCGAUCCGAUCACGACAGUACCACAUCUCUCCAUGGCGAGGAUCGUUCCAAGCACAGUAUCCGAUCCUUCCUUCAGUUCAUCAGAAUAGGCUGAUAGCGUAUGCUGUCGCACACCGAUCACACCCAAACCGUACACAGUAUCCGAUCGGGGUUGAUCAGAUCAGGGCAUCGAACCCAACUCAGGCCCGCGACCACUGCAUCUCGAUCUUAACCACCGCAGAUAACUCCAGACGCCUCCCAUCAGAUCAGAUCGGACAACGUCGCAGUAAACCAACAAACCUGCGGUCUCUACGAGACUCCGAUCGGCCUUCCAGCCAACGCUCUCUUGUUCCCGAUCUGUCUCUCUUAUCAGACAGAGUCGCAGUGAACGGACAGCCCAGCGGUCUCUAUCUGAGACCCCGAUCCGCCUUCCCGGAUCUUCAGUACGACCCUUGGCUCAGUCCGCAAGGAUCAAAACAGUCACCUGAUCACCACCAGAUCAGUCAGUACACAGUCGGCUCCACAGCCAUCACUUCAGUCAGUCCUGAUCACGUCGGGAUCAGUCAGUACACAGUCGGCUCCACAGCCAUCGCUUCAGUCAGUCCUGAUCACAUCCGGAUCAGUCAGUACACAGUCGGCUCCACAGCCAUCACUUCAGUCAGUCCUGAUCACGUCGGGAUCAGUCAGUACACAGUCGGCUCCACAGCCAUCGCUUCAGUCAGUCCUGAUCACGUCGGGAUCAGUCAGUACACAGUCGGCUCCACAGCCAUCGUUUCAGUCAGUCCUGAUCACGUCGGGAUCAGUCAGUACACAGUCGGCUCCACAGCCAUCGCUUCAGUCAGUCCUGAUCACGUCGGGAUCAGUCAGUACACAGUCGGCUCCACAGCCAUCGCUUCAGUCAGUCCUGAUCACAUCCGGAUCAGUCAGUACACAGUCGGCUGGCUUGGUCUCCAACCAGCCAUCCAUUCAGUCAGUUCUCUACACGGCUACCCUGCCAUCGAACUAUCCAGUUCCAGUACAAGUCUCAGUCCAUUCAAAACCGAUCCAUCAAGACUCGGCGCAAUGCCAUAA
Molecule: messenger RNA, 1665 nt
Organism: Brassica napus (rape)
Lineage: Eukaryota; Viridiplantae; Streptophyta; Magnoliopsida; Brassicales; Brassicaceae
Product: mucin-1-like
Exons: 4
Coding region: 1-1665 (554 amino acids)
Source: RefSeq, a predicted model, not a curated record